This is a messenger RNA of Entrophospora sp. SA101, 1041 nucleotides long. The record is from the annotation of a GenBank genome assembly. NCBI's taxonomy places the organism in Eukaryota, Fungi, Glomeromycota, Glomeromycetes, Entrophosporales, Entrophosporaceae.
AUGUUUUACUUUGUUCCUGUAAGUAAAGAAUUAAUUGCCCAAAAAAACCGGCUUUCCCAAGAAUUAGCCGAAUUUGCUGAGCCAACACAACUAGAAAAUAAAGUUACUUUGCUAGAAAAUCAGAUUUUUGCCUCUUCGUCAAAUUAUCAAGAUCAAGAAAAAAUCACUCAAUUUAAACAAGAAUUAGCAAAAAUCGACCAAGAAUUCACAAAAUUAACUGAAGAGGAUGGUUCAAUUGAUUAUCAGGUUUUGGAAAAUUACCUCCAAGAACAGGGUUCAAAGGACGGUUUUCCAAAUAAAGAACACAAAAAGAAAAUUAAAGACUCACACGACGGAAGACAUUUGGCAAAAAACAUUUUAGAAGCCCAAGAAGAAAGGAUUUUUAACUACCACGACAGAAACUAUUUUGAAAAUUUCAUUGACCAAGAAUUAAAAAAAUCUCCGGCGGUGAAUGUUGACGAACUUGGCAUUUAUUCAUCUUAUGCCCAAGAAAUCAGUAAAAUAAAAAAAUUAGAAAGACUUGAAAAUUACUCAGAAAAAGUGAUUAACAAAAUUUACCAAGUACGAAAAAAACUGCAAGAAGAAAAAGAACAAGACUAUUUAUCUCAAACAAGACCAAUAGGAUUGAUUAAUGAUUUGUUAGAAAAAGCCAAAGAACUUGGCGAGAUCUCUUUAAAUGACGAGCAAAUUGAACUAAAACAAAUUCUCAAAAAAACUAUUGAUUCGCUAGACAUUUUAAGUGAUAUUAAGGGUUUCCAAAGGGAAUUUAAUAAUGUUGCUUCUACAAAACGAAAACAAGAAAUGCUCGAAAGAAUCCAAGGAGCAUUACAAAAACUAACUGAAAUAAGAGAGUUAACAGAAAAGGAAAUCAAAAUCAAAAAAAAAGUGGAACAAAAUUUUCGCUUAAUUAAACAAGGAAAAGAUACGCAAAAAUUUAUUCUAAUUAAUGAGCGGCAAGCCGAAAUUGAAUUGCUUACUUUAGAAAAAGAAUCCCAAGCAGAAGAUGGCUUUACGACCGAAAAUAAUAAUGACCAAGACUGA